AUGACGAACAUUGCUUUACCUGGUAUACUUGAAAAGAUGACUGGGAAGGAUAAAGAUUACAGAUAUAUGGCCACAUCUGAUUUGCUUAAUGAGUUGAGCAAACCUACAUUUAGGGCUGAUGCUGAUCUUGAAGUUAAAUUGAAAAAUAUCAUCAUACAACAGCUUGAUGAUGCUGCUGGUGAUGUUUCUGGACUUGCUGUUAAAUGCCUUGCUCCAUUAGUGAGGAAGAUGAAUGAGGCAAGGGUUGUGGAAAUGAGCAGUCAAUUAUGCGAGAAAAUACUAAAUGGGAAGGAUCAACAUCGAGACACUGCUAGCAUAGCUUUGAAGACUGUUGUUGCUGAAGUUUCUACUCAACCCCUUGCACAAUCUAUUCUUUGUCUUCUCUCGCCACAAUUGAUUAAAGGAAUUACUAGCAAAGAUAUGAGCACAGAGAUUAAAUGUGAAUGCCUGGAUAUUUUAUGUGACGUCCUUCAUAAAUUUGGGAAUCUAAUGGCGGCCGACCAUGAACUAUUGUUAAGUUCCCUGCUUUCGCAGUUGAAUUCUAACCAAGCUACUGUGCGUAAGAAGACUGUUGCUUGCCUUGCAUCUCUUUCUUCAAGUUUGUCAGAUGAUUUAUUGGCAAGGGCAACAGUUGAAGUUGUUACCAAAUUGAAAUAUAAAGCUGUCAAGUCUGAUAUGACUCGUACAAAUAUACAAAUGAUUGGUGCUAUAAGUCGGGCAGUUGGCUACCGAUUUGGACCCCAUCUUGGAGAUACAGUUCCAGUCCUAAUUAACUAUUGUACUACUGCCUCAGAAAAUGAUGAAGAGCUUCGUGAGUACAGUUUACAGGCUCUAGAAAGCUUUCUCCUAAGGUGUCCAAGGGACAUUUCUGUUUAUUGUGAUGAAAUUCUUCAUCUGGCACUAGCAUAUCUUAGUUAUGACCCAAACUUUACUGACAACAUGGAGGAGGAUACCGACGAUGAAGGUCAUGAAGAGGAGGAGGAUGACGAGAGUGCAAAUGAAUAUACUGAUGAUGAAGAUGCCAGCUGGAAGGUUCGCAGAGCCGCAGCUAAAUGCUUAGCCGCAUUGAUUGUUUCUCGUCCUGAGAUGCUUUCAAAGCUGUAUGACGAGGCUUGUCCUAAACUGAUUGACAGAUUUAAAGAGAGAGAAGAGAAUGUCAAGAUGGAUGUAUUUAACACUUUCAUUGAGCUCUUGCGUCAGACUGGAAAUGUCACGAAAGGGCAGACUGAUGCAAAUGAAACGAGUCCUAAAUGGUUGUUGAAGCAAGAACUGUCAAAGAUUGUCAAAUCUAUCAAUAGGCAGUUGCGGGAGAAAUCUAUCAAAACAAAGGUUGGUGCCUUUUCUGUUUUGAAAGAACUCGUGGUUGUCUUGCCCAACUGUCUUGCAGACCACAUUGGUUCACUCAUUCCUGGAAUUGAAAAAGCAUUAAAUGACAAAUCAUCUACCUCAAAUUUAAAGAUUGAAGCCCUAAUAUUUACAAGAUUGGUAUUAUCUUCGCAUUCUCCUGAUGUUUUCCACCCUUACAUCAAGGCUCUUUCUGCUCCUGUGUUAUCAGCUGUUGGUGACCGAUAUUACAAGGUCACAGCAGAGGCCUUAAGGGUGUGUGGAGAACUUGUUAGUGUUGUGCGACCUAACAUUGAGGGCUCUAGUUUUGAUUUCAGACCAUAUGUCCAUCCCAUAUAUAAUGGCAUUAUGUCGCGCUUAAUAAACCAAGAUCAGGAUCAGGAGGUAAAGGAAUGUGCUAUCUCCUGCAUGGGCCUCAUUGUGUCAACAUUUGGCGACCAUCUUAAUGCAGAACUACCUGCAUGCCUUCCUGUGCUUGUUGAUAGGAUGGGGAAUGAGAUAACCCGACUUACAGCUGUCAAGGCAUUAGCCGUAAUUGCCACUUCUCCACUCCGGGUAGAUCUGUCAUGUGUCCUGGAGCAGGUAGUAGCAGAGUUGACUGCAUUCCUACGAAAAGCCAAUCGUGCACUAAGGCAGGCAACCUUGGGAACCUUAAAUUCACUCAUAGUUGCUUAUGGUGAUAAGAUUGGUUUAUCUGCCUAUGAAGUUAUUAUUGUAGAACUGUCGGGACUAAUUAGUGAUUCUGACUUGCAUAUGACGGCUCUUGCCUUGGAACUAUGCUGCACACUGAUGGGUGAUGAGAGAUCAAGUCAAAGCGUUGCAUUGGCUGUUAGAAAUAAAGUUCUUCCCCAAGCUCUAACAUUAAUAAGAAGCUCAUUGCUGCAGGGGCAAGCACUUUUGGCCUUACAAAACUUUUUUGCUGCUUUAGUCUAUUCUGCAAACACAAGUUUUGAUUCUCUGCUGGAGUCACUGCUUGCAUGUGCCAAGCCUUCUCCACAAUCUGGUGGCAUUGCUAAACAAGCAUUGCAUUCGAUUGCUCAAUGUGUGGCUGUUCUAUGCCUUGCCGCCGGUGAUCAGAAGUGCACAUCUACUGUGAAAAUGCUCACUGACAUUCUCAAGGAUGACAGCAGCCCCAAUUCAGCUAAGCAGCACCUUGGGCUUCUAUGUUUGGGAGAAAUUGGUAGAAGGAAGGAUCUAAGCAUACAUGCACAUAUAGAAAAUGUUGUAAUCGAGUCUUUCCAAUCACCUUUUGAAGAGAUAAAGUCUGCAGCCUCUUACGCCCUUGGUAACAUUGCUGUUGGUAAUCUUCCCAAGUACUUGCCAUUUAUCUUGAAUCAGAUUGAUAAUCAGCAGAAGAAACAAUAUCUCCUGCUUCAUUCUUUGAAAGAGGUAAUUGUGAGACAGUCUGUAGAUAAAGCAGAGUUCCAAGAAUCUAGUGUGGAGAAAAUACUCAAUUUGCUCUUUAACCACUGUGAAAGUGAGGAAGAGGGGGUGCGCAAUGUCGUGGCCGAGUGUCUGGGAAAAAUUGCGCUUAUUGAACCUUUAAAACUUGUUCCUGCCCUCAAGGUACGAACAAGCAGUCCAGCUGCAUUUACUCGGGCUACCGUUGUUAUAGCUGUGAAGUACUCUAUAGUUGAACGUCCAGAGAAGAUAGAUGCGAUCAUAUACCCUGAAAUAUCAUCAUUUCUGAUGCUUAUCAGGGAUAAUGACAGGCACGUUAGGCGAGCUGCUGUCUUGGCUCUGAGCACAUUUGCGCACAAUAAACCAAACCUCAUCAAGGGGCUUCUUCCUGAUCUAUUGCCUCUUCUUUAUGAUCAAACAAUUGUAAAGCAAGAACUGAUAAGGACAGUUGAUCUUGGCCCUUUCAAGCAUACUGUGGAUGAUGGGCUUGAAUUGAGGAAGGCAGCUUUUGAAUGUGUAGACACAUUGCUGGAUGGUUGUCUUGAUCAGCUGAACCCCUCAUCAUUCAUUGUUCCUUAUCUUAAAUCUGGUUUGGAUGAUCAUUAUGAUGUUAAAAUGCCUUGUCACCUGAUUCUUUCAAAACUGGCGGACAAGUGUCCUUCUGCAGUCUUGGCAGUAUUGGAUUCAUUGGUGGAUCCUCUCCAGAAGACUAUCAACUUUAAGCCAAAGCAAGAUGCAGUUAAGCAAGAAGUUGAUCGCAAUGAAGACAUGAUCCGAAGUGCACUCCGAGCUAUUGCAUCCUUGAACCGCAUAAGCGGAGGAGAUUGCAGUGCCAAGUUCAAGAACCUUAUGAAUGAAAUAUCAAAAACACAAGCUCUAUGGGAUAAAUACUAUUCAAUCCGCAAUGAAUGA
Lathyrus sativus (Indian pea) is the source of this 3657-nucleotide messenger RNA. The record is from the annotation of a GenBank genome assembly. NCBI's taxonomy places the organism in Eukaryota, Viridiplantae, Streptophyta, Magnoliopsida, Fabales, Fabaceae.